CAAUGCCAUUUGAACUUCCCGUACCCUCGGACCUUCCUUCCUCGUUUGAAGGGCACCAUGGCUAUGUCCGGUACUGGCUUGAGUGCAUUUUGGAUGUCGUGGGACACGUUGAACAAAUUACAAAGAAGGCCUUCACCGUUAUAAGCAAAUACAACCUCAACACAGACCCGGUGGCUGAUGUAGGGAAUUUUCAUUUAUUUAAAAUUUCUUGCAUUUUCACUAACCCCUUUCUACCAAUAUUAAAAAAAAAAAAUUGCCAGAAUCACGCUUGAUUAAACUAAAUUACUAAUUACCAUUUUAACUUCGCACUUAGGUUAGAUCAUUAAUUUUAACAUGCUUCAAAAACCCGCCAAAUAAUGGUCUAAUGUUGCAUCUAAUACACCACGGCAACAUACAGUUUUGUACAACAAAUAAUUUGGUAUUGUAUGCACUCUCCACAGAAAGAGAUCAAGAAAAAACAAGAGGUGUCCGUUUGCUGUGGUUGCGGGUCACCGGGAUUUUACGAGAUCAGAUAUUACGUCAGUAGGCGGGGCUAUGUACCAGGAGAGAAGAUGGUGAUUGACAUCCGUGUGAGGAACCACACCAACAGUGACUUACAUCUGAUACUGAGGUUUAAAAUGGUAACAAGGAGAUGAAUAAUUAUAUAUCAAGAAAAACACAUUUUGUAAAUUUAUAAAACUGUAUUAAAAUUUUAAUAUCCUUGUGUAGUUUUAUAGUAAAAUCAUUUGAGGAAAAUAAAUUGAUGAAAACAAUUAAGGUAAAAGUUAUAUGAACAUUUAAGCAUAAGCAUUAAUUUUGACAUAAUAAAAGAACAAUUAAAUAUAGAAAAUGGUUCUAAUCAAGUUAUCGCAGUCUACACUAUGUUGUUCGUGCUUUGCAUGCUAAGGUGACCAAUACAAGUUUGGACUUGAGUAGUAGCCUUGACUUGUGUUGUAUUUUGUUUACGUGUGGGAGAGUUAUUCGAUUCGUCAGCCUCACUCCUCCGUCCUCACCUAUUUGAUCCAACGGUAAGACUUGGUCAUGACGACUGGAAAUAGACCAGGAUGCAGCGGAUGACCAGCAGCAUGCCAUAUAAUAAUUCCUUAACUUUCUGUGUCCCAUUUAUCUCAGUCUUUGCUUCCCAUUGAUUUCACAGUCAACAAAGAUUAAUUAUGUGUUCUCACACCCUAUUAACCAGAGCACCAACUAUCACGCCAAGGGCAAGACGAUCAAGAUAGACAAGCGGUUACACGAAGGGGAGAAACCCAUCCCGUCAGCUGACACUUGCAAGUGGAAUCCAGAAAUACCGAUACCGCCACUACCUCCUACAGGUCUAGGGGGUAGCAGAGUCAUAGAC
Lymnaea stagnalis (great pond snail) is the source of this 1336-nucleotide messenger RNA. The record is from the annotation of a GenBank genome assembly. NCBI's taxonomy places the organism in Eukaryota, Metazoa, Mollusca, Gastropoda, Lymnaeidae.